Hypomesus transpacificus is the source of this 2614-nucleotide messenger RNA. It is a transcript of the gene tekt2, whose product is annotated as tektin 2 (testicular). The record is from RefSeq and is a predicted model, not a curated record. Gene Ontology annotation, biological process: cilium assembly; cilium movement involved in cell motility. The transcript has 9 exons. NCBI's taxonomy places the organism in Eukaryota, Metazoa, Chordata, Actinopteri, Osmeriformes, Osmeridae. The coding region runs from base 955 to 2235 and encodes 426 amino acids. Gene Ontology annotation, cellular component: nucleus; microtubule cytoskeleton.
CAUGCAGAGCCUGUUUUACGACAGCCUCAUUGAAUUCGUAUUGACCAAAAACUGUCAAUGUCAUUACAAUAAUAUAACAAAGCUGCAAAAUAAUGACAAGAGAAUAGUAAGAUCAUGUUUAAAAAGGAUCCUGAUAGUUUAAAUAUUUAGCUUGGUUAUAUUUUAGUUGACAAAAUUAUUUGUAGUGGAGAUUUGUUUCUCAUUGUUCGUUCGUUUAGUCACAGAUGAAGUAGGCCUUUGUCAGUCUUUGGGUUGAUCAUUUUAUUAAACUAUUUUGUUUGUGGUUAUGUUCAUUUUUGUCAAAUUCAAAGCACUAAAAUACGUAUUCUAACAGUCUAGGCUACUCGUUGAACGUUGCUAUGGUAUUUUAAUUAUUUAGUUGUUGCUCUUGGCCUGUUGCGUCGUGCGUUACUUAGAUACCGUCUGCAUAGUUGGCGAGCUUCGAACAGAACAGUCGGUGAAGACAAUAUCUGAACUCUAGAAUUUGGAUCAUGUAAGUAAAACAUGCAAAGUUUAAUACAUAACGAGACCUCUGUUAUGAAGUUAUGUACCCUACUGAGAAUUGUAUUGAGUUAUUUAAUGAGAUCUACAUUUCAUAAACUUAAAACACGAAUUUGUCGUGGAACUAUUUGUGAUUGUUACAUCAUCGUCCACUGGAGACUACACAAUUGCAAAAAAUUCAAUGCGGGUCUUAUGUCAUAAUACAUUUUUACGGACGUUAUACAUAUACAAAUGAAUAAACAUAGAUGCUUUGUUUUUGUCACCAAAUAUUGCAUAUGUCUCAUACCUACUUGAAAAAAAACUAUUGUUCUUGUUGCAGUCUUGGCAUGAUUGAUGCUGUGCUGUUUGUACGUCCUGUUGUUUGGAGAUCAAUAAAACCUGUCCAUCGGUCUAUCCAGUCGUUUGUCUGUCUAUCUAUCCGUCUGUCUGCCUGUCCCUCCGUCUGAAGAGAGCAUGGCCGCAUUCAGCACCAAGCCUGGGCUCAGGUACAGUGUGCCUGACUGGGACCAUGGCAACAGGCAGCUGUCUGAAACAGCGGAGCGACGGAGGCAGAGCUCACAGGACACACGCCAAGAGGGACGAAUGUUACGCAACGAGACCACCAGUAAGACUAGCUGGAACGAGAGUGACAGCUCCCGCAGGCUGACUGAGAGGGUGUGGGACAUUACCCGCUGGAGGGACACCCUGGAGGCCUCUGCACAGGAGCUGGACAGAGAGAUGGAUGCCCUUACGCUGUCGAAGGAGGAGAUGGAGAGGGCGCUGGCUGCCACCCUUGUGCCCCUCGAGGUCACCGUGGAGUGCAUGGUCCUGAGGGAGGGUCGCCGGGGCAACGAGCUCCUUAGCGACCCCGUGGAGGCCCAGCUGAAGAAGGAGGUGGAUGUGAUAGAGAGGGCGCAGCACGCGCUGCAGCAGGGCAUCGACUCCAGCUUCACCCAGCUGUGUCUCCUACAAGAGGCUCGACACCAGGUGACCAAUGACCUUGAGAACAAGAUGGACGCCCAGGGCAUUGACACAACCUGCCUGAAGCUCACCAUGGACUCUCCUGAAAUCUCCCUGAAGCCCAACCCCACCCGCAUACCCAUCAGUUCCUCUACUCCUCAGCAGUGGGAGCAGUUCAGCCAGCACAACAUGAGCAGAGCCCAGCAGGAGAUGCAGGUGUCACUGCAGCUGAGAGAGGAGACACGACUCAGCAGACUCCAGAUACAGAAUGAGCUGCAAUCCCAGCGCAUCGCUACAGAGUUCUCCAUCCGCAAACGCACACACCAGCUGCAGCAGGCCCACGAUGAGCGGAAAUGGCAGUUACAAAGCACACAGGAGGAGAUCAGUCAGCUGGAGAAAGACAUCCUGGGGUUGGAGGGCGACCUGCAAGCCAAGACGGCACCGUUAAAGUUGGCCCACACCCGACUGGAACACAGAACCGAGAGACCGGGAAUGGACCUGUGCAGGGAUGAGGUUCAGUAUGGACUUAUGGAAGAGGUGAAACAGCUGGAAGGGACCAUCCAGGCUUUAAAACAGAAGCUUGCUGAAGCACAACACUCCCUCCAGAACCUGCAGCUCCACGAGGCUCGCAUGCAGGAGGAUCUGUCUCGGAAGCAGGAGGCCAUCUCCCUGGAGCGGAGCAGUCUGGAGACACGUGGACGUCUCAGCUCCAUCCACACCUCCGGCCCCAUGGCUGUAGUCCCCCUCACCAACUCCAGUGGGAGACACAACCUGAUGGACAGUCUCACAUCUUAGCCUGCCUCCCCUUCAGCAUUACUUAACUGUAAUCUUUGACUUUUCGUGUUUGAUUUGUGAUUGACUUUUAUUUACAGGCAGGCUAACCUUCUACUUUUAUUUACAGGCAGGCUAACCUUCUACUAUUAUCAUCUGGUGGUGUUUCUCCUUUGUGUUGAGGGUAUAGGAAACGACUGUUGACAGUGUUGGUCAGUUUGUUUUUAGCACGUCUUUCCGUAUUAUGUAGCUACACGACGUAAAACAUUAAUCACUGAAGAUGAGAGCAUGUGACAAACAGUACUAUUACUAUAAAACUGACACACUGAUAAAAACACAGACAUAUGGUUCCUCCAAGUGAUCCUUUUUGGAAACAUUCAAUUGACGCAGUUUUUCUUUUAUU